GCAAAAUGUGUAUAAGUUCUGUGUACACUAGGGUUUCCUAUCUGUGCUGUUUAUUCGUGACGCAUCCCUUUGCUAGGUGGUUUUAAAGGAUAGUGCUGAAAAGCUGCAUGCAGGACAGGACUGAAGGAAUGCUGCUGAUCUCGACUGACUCAGGAGCUCAAUGAAAGCUUCUGUAAAGGUGUCGUGCUGUUUAUCAGUCCGGACUUUCUGGCUAGUUCACCAUCACCCAUCUGCUUUGCACGGCACCCGACACUUGAACCGAUUCAUCUGACACAGUUACAAUGAAAAGGAACAGCGUUUAUAAGUUUUUGUCAGUGUUUUCUUGCCUAAUUGUGUGCGUUUUCCUUUUGUUUUGGGUUUUUGUCUUUUACUCGAUGGUUUUGGCACCCUAAGACUUGUUUUGGACAUUAAGGCAGCACAAGAGGACUCAUCUAAAGCCCUAAAGCGACCGGUUAACGUUGUUUGCCGACAUCUCCUCAGCUGGAUAACGUGACGCUUCCGAGCUUUUCUCAGAAACGCGUGUAUGCUAACACCGACUACGAUUAGACAGCGUUUUUAAGUUGAAAUAUUAAACACGAAGCUUUAACUAGUCGCAGCAUCAGCGAAAAUAUCACCACGAGCACCACCGUCGCUACGGGGUUGAUUUUUUUUUAAAUUAAAUUAAUUUUAAAGUAAUUUGCGAAGCGCUAGCUCUGCUACGGUACCAAAACAAACAGACUGCGCAUGCGUGGAAGCCGACCGUGGUCAUAUGACCUAAACCAGGAAGUUCUGUCUGGAGUCAAAGCAUCGUUCCCGAUGGAAGCGGAGUCGACGGAGAGAGGCGCAGCCGCCCCAAAGCUACAGUUCGCCCCGUUCUGCAGUGCCCUGGAGGCAGGGUUUUGGCAUCAGCUCACCCAGAAGAAACUCAACGACUUCCGCUUAGACGAGAGUCCAAAAAACAUCAAAGGCUACUACUAUAACGGUGAUCCUGUUGGCUUGCCGACACGCUUGACGCUGGAGUUCAGCGCAUUUGAUGUUGAAGGAGCCACUCCGGCUCGCUGCUGUCCAGCUUCUGGAACUCUGUACAACACCAACACGUUAGAAGCCUUCAAAACCACAGACAAAAAAGCUCUCCUGGAUAAAGCAGCCAAUGAGAUUUGGAGCGCUAUUCAGUCAGGCGCUGCGCUGGAGGACUCCUCCAUCCUUAACAAAUUCAUCCUCUUGACAUUUGCGGAUCUGAAGAAAUAUCAUUUCUAUUAUUGGUUCUGCUUCCCUGCCCUUUGCUUUCUGGAGGGGGUCCUUCUGGAGCAGGAGCCGGUGUCAUUAGAGCGCAGCUUCUCUGCCAAACAGAUAUCAAGCUUGCAAACGGCGUACGAUAACCUUUGCGUCUCAAGUGGAACGACAGCGCUCCCGCAUUUUCUGCUCAAGUACACAGAAGAAAGUGUCGAAGUCGCUCCUCUGAAAGACUUGAGCUCCUUCUUCUCAGACCUAAAGAAGAUUACCGUGGGUGUGUAUGACCCAUGCACGCUUCCUCAACAUCCAGGCUGGCCUCUCAGAAACUUUCUCGUCCUCCUCGCAAAGAAAUGGGGUUCGCAGCUGGAUGUGCUGGAGGUUCUGUGCUUCAGAGACAGGACUCUACAAGGGAGCCGCUCGAUUCGGCACAGCAUCAUCUUUCGGGUCAAGCUCCCAGACCUCACGGCUUCUGCAGUAUGUCCAAAGAGUGUGGGUUGGGAGAAGAACCCUAAAGGUGCGAUGGGACCUAGAAGCGUCAACCUCAGUGAAUGCAUGGACCCUAAAAGGCUCGCCGAGUCUUCCGUCGAUCUCAACCUGAAGCUCAUGCGUUGGAGGCUGGUCCCGUCUCUGGAUCUGGAUAAGGUCGUGUCCACGCGGUGUCUGUUACUGGGAGCUGGGACUCUGGGCUGCAAUGUGGCGAGAACACUGAUGGGCUGGGGUGUGAGACACAUCACUUUUGUGGACAACGCGAAGAUCUCCUACUCGAACCCCGUGCGACAGCCGCUCUACGAGUUUGAAGACUGUCUGAGUGGAGGGAAGGCCAAAGCUCUCGCCGCCGUGGACAGGCUGAAGAAGAUCUUUCCUGGUGUGAUCGCAGAGGGCUACAACAUGAGCAUCCCGAUGCCUGGCCACCCAGUCAACUUUUCCGAGCUGACAAUGGCUCAAGCUCGGCAGGAUGUGGAACAGCUGGAGAAGCUUAUCUCCGAACACGAUGUGGUCUUCCUGUUGAUGGACACUCGUGAGAGCCGCUGGCUUCCGACCGUCAUCGCUGCUAGCCAGAGAAAGUUGAUCGUUAACGCUGCUCUGGGAUUUGACACGUUUGUGGUAAUGAGACACGGCCUUAAGAGACCCAAAGAGUCACGGUCUGACGAGUCCAGCCCGCUGUCUGCUUCCUCCAACUCCUCGUCUUCCUCCACACCAGCGGCCAGCGUCACACCAGGAGCGUCUCUGUUCUCCAACAUUCCCGGACACCGUCUCGGCUGCUACUUCUGUAAUGAUGUGGUCGCCCCCGGAGACUCCACCAGAGACCGGACUCUGGACCAGCAGUGCACGGUGAGCCGGCCCGGUCUGGCCAUGAUCGCCGGAGCCCUGGCCGUGGAGCUGAUGGUCUCUAUACUCCAGCAUCCUGAAGGAGGUUACGCUGUGGCCAGUAGCAGUGACGACCGGAUGAAUGAACCCCCGACCUCUCUGGGUCUUGUCCCUCAUCAGAUUCGAGGAUUCCUGUCAAGAUUCGACAACGUUCUUCCUGCAAGUUUGGCGUUUGACAAAUGCACCGCGUGCUCAGCGAUAGUUCUUGACAAUUACGAGCGAGAAGGCUUCCAGUUCCUGGCGAAGGUCUUCAACUCAUCACAUUCCUUCCUGGAGGAUCUGACCGGCUUGACUUUACUCCAUCAGGAGACUCAGGCAGCUGAGAUCUGGGACAUGAGCGACGACGAGAGCAUCUGAAGGACUCCUCUUCUGUGGUCACCUCACGGCACGUGGAUCCUUCACCGUAUACUUGUCUUAACCGUUCACAUCAAAUCCCAUCUGAGCCGUCAGAGCUCGUCUGUCGAGACGGAUAGCAGAAAUAAUAACCUGCUCGGGUCUAGUCCAGUCUUGUUCCGUCCUGAAAAUGUAAAUGUCAUUUAUGUGCCCUCGUGUUUUUGAGACGUGGUUCGUCUUCAAACACAAGAUAUUCUGAAGAAAGUUUGUAAAUUGAUGGUAGCCAUCGUCUUCCGUGACACAGAAGCUAGUGCUUACCAAAAGUCUUCAAAUAACGUGAGGGUGAGUAAAUGACUUUUUUGUUUUCAGAUUUCCCUCUCCAUAUUUUUAGUCCACAGUUGUUGGGAAGGCAUUUAAUCAGCCAUCUGUGCAUUUUUUCCCUCAUUUGCUCUAAUGUAACUCUAGAAAUGUGGCUUUCUGACGUUUGUGCUCAUAACGAACAUUAAAACCAACACAUUCACACAUUUCUGAAAGGCCCCGUGUCUUAUUUGCUUGCUCUCGGUCUUCCGGGUCCCGGAUCAGGUUAAAACACCGUUCACGGACUGCAGCUUGCAAUGACAUUUUAUUUUGUUUCUCAAAGGAUGAGUCGUGAGUCACAGCUGUGGUUUAAGAGCACUUUAUUGUUCAUUGAGGCUACUUAAAAGUACAAAACAAUGGCCUGCCAAAAGUUUGUUUUAUUCCAAGGAGAAACAAGGCCAUGAAAUGAGGGUAUAAUACAGAUUUACAAAUCAUUAAGAAGCACACUCGAGGUGAGAAGUGUUUUAAACGUUGUUGGUUUUGUGUCGUCGUUCUCCUGGAAGCGCACAUCAAAUAGAAAAUCUGUCAGCUCUAUCUCCAGCGACGGUACUGGAGCUCAGCAAGUCGCCGGGACUCGAGUCUGUUUGUUCAAUUGUCUCCAGAGACAGUCGAAAGCCUCCGUUCAGAAGUGUGUCGAGACUCAGUAGCCUUCAGAAAUAAUACACAAGUGGCUGUUACACUAACGCAGUGUUUUCAUAGAAUAACUGUGUUCCUGCACUUUAACCUUAAACAGACAAAACCUACAAACAAAAAAGAUCAACUUUUUUUCUACCAAAAAAAAAAAAAAAAAAGCAUGAU
Messenger RNA from Puntigrus tetrazona (Sumatra barb), 4068 nucleotides. It is a transcript of the gene atg7, whose product is annotated as ATG7 autophagy related 7 homolog (S. cerevisiae). The coding region runs from base 724 to 2937 and encodes 737 amino acids. Gene Ontology annotation, cellular component: cytoplasm; phagophore assembly site. The record is from RefSeq and is a predicted model, not a curated record. Gene Ontology annotation, molecular function: Atg8 activating enzyme activity; Atg12 activating enzyme activity. The transcript has 20 exons. Lineage: Eukaryota; Metazoa; Chordata; Actinopteri; Cypriniformes; Cyprinidae. Gene Ontology annotation, biological process: autophagosome assembly; piecemeal microautophagy of the nucleus; cellular response to nitrogen starvation.